GAGGUCUAACUGAAUACUGACCGUGCAAAUGAUCCACCUUCAGAGUUUGUUUGGUCUGAGAGACUUGUUAUGUCGACAGUGUUGUGGAUGUUGUUAUAUACACCAAGAGGUGGCGCCACUUGUAUGCGUGCCGACUCAGGGUGCUUGGCAGUAUGGAGGAGUAAACCAGUUGCACUAUACAACGUGUCGAUUGUGUUUUAAUAAGAUUUCUUUAUAAAUGAAUAUAGACAAGAUAAACAUGGUGUCAGAAGUGGUGUCAAAACGACUACAGAGAAUGCUACUGCGCUUGCAGAAGUACAAUCUGAAGGUUGAAUAUAUACCAGGAUGCAAGAUGUACAUUGCUGAUCUGCUGAGCAGAGCAUAUCUAGAUGAUGAGGGCAAGCAUAAGGAUUCGCUAGUGGAUUAUCAAAUAUUUCAGCUAGCUAGAGAAGAGAAGCUGUUUGAAGAAAUGGCCCAGAUCAAACAAGUCGACUACAUGCGCUUAUCAGGGAGUACGCACGUGCAGAUCAAGGCUUGUACGAGUAACGAUGCAGCAUUACAGACGUUGAUGAGUACAGUCAUGACAGGAUGGCCGCAACUACGUCAAGAAGUGCCGGAGUGCAUUAGAGAGUAUUGGAAUUGCAAGGAAGAUUUGAUCAUGCAGGAUGGUGUGAUAUAUAAGGGCAUGAGAGUACUAGUCCCAGUGAGCAUGAGAUCGCAAAUGAUAUCUCGCUCACAUACCAGUCACCUGGGUUCUGAAGCGUGCAUUCGUCGUGCCAGAGAUGUGUUGUUCUGGCCAGGCAUGGCUAACGAUAUAAGGGAGAGUGUGAAAUCGUGUGCCACAUGCAAUGAAUUUCUGUCGAAGCAGCAGAAAGAGCCACUAAUGACGCACGAGAUUCCUAAACUACCAUGGUCAAAAGUUGGACAAGAUCUGUUUCAACUCAACGGAGAAAGUUAUCUUGUGACGGUAGAUUAUUACAGUGAUUACUUCGAGCUGGAUAAGAUGGAAAACACAUCCAGCGAGUCGGUGAUAGAGGCAACCAAAGUUCACUUUGCUAGACAUGGAAUAGCAGAUAUGGUAACAGACAAUGGACCUCAAUACACAAGUCAGGAAUUUCAGAACUUCAAACAAGAUUGGCAAUUUGUACAUAUAACCAGCUCACCUCUACACAGUCAGAGCAAUGGUAAGGCAGAGUCUGCAGUGAAGAUCGCAAAAAAGCUAGUCAAGAAGGGAGUACGAGACAAUAUUGAUAUUCAGAUGGCAUUACUAGAAUGGCGAAACACGCCAGACGCGAGUGGACGAAGCCCAGCCCAGAAACUGAUGUCACGUCGUACGAGAACACUGAUGCCCACUGCUGAAGGGUUAUUACGACCUGAACUGUGUGAUGGUGUGGAAGAUGAGAUAAAGAGGAGGAGACAGCGAGCAAAACUUUACUAUGACAAGACAGCAAAACCGCUUCCAGAGCUAGAAGUAGGUGAAACGAUUCGCUUGCAACCACCUAACCCGAAACAGCCCUGGAGUAAGGGAUCGUGCAUUGGGAAAGUAGGACCUCGCUCUUACUUAGUGCAGACUGAAAAGGGUGUCUACAGGAGAAAUAGGAAAUUCAUACGAAAAGAUUACACUCGUCAAUCAACAGAUGUUGACAAGAUUGAGACUGAGUGCCAACCGCCGAUGGAUGUACCUGAGACUACGUGCAAGGGAGAUACACGACCAGAUAUUGCCGUCUCAACUCCUGCCCCAGUGACCCUGCGGAUAGAGGAAGAGGAACCGUCUUCUGCAGCUAUAGGGCCUGUCCGAAUAACGACUCGAUCGGGAAGAGUAGUUAAGAAACCAGUCAGAUUUAUUGAUCAAGUUUGAAUUUAGAAGGAAGAUAUGGAUUAUACGAAGUGUUGCAUUGUAUAUCUAAAAUGUAUGUUCAGAGGUUUGUUAGAUAGAGCCAGUUCAUAACUGA
Priapulus caudatus is the source of this 1931-nucleotide messenger RNA. RefSeq lists its product as uncharacterized. Gene Ontology annotation, biological process: DNA integration. The transcript has 2 exons. NCBI's taxonomy places the organism in Eukaryota, Metazoa, Priapulida, Priapulimorpha, Priapulimorphida, Priapulidae. Bases 218 to 1837 code for a protein of 539 amino acids. The record is from RefSeq and is a predicted model, not a curated record. Gene Ontology annotation, molecular function: nucleic acid binding.